Chroicocephalus ridibundus (black-headed gull) is the source of this 4674-nucleotide messenger RNA. RefSeq lists its product as uncharacterized. NCBI's taxonomy places the organism in Eukaryota, Metazoa, Chordata, Aves, Charadriiformes, Laridae. Gene Ontology annotation, cellular component: THO complex part of transcription export complex. Gene Ontology annotation, biological process: signal transduction; mRNA export from nucleus; regulation of DNA-templated transcription elongation. The record is from RefSeq and is a predicted model, not a curated record. Gene Ontology annotation, molecular function: protein binding. The coding region runs from base 1451 to 3004 and encodes 517 amino acids. The transcript is spliced from 15 exons.
UGUUUUUUUAGCCCAGGAGGAGGGAAAUGCAGCUGUGAGGGGUAUAAGGCUGCUGCAGGCCAACCUUAUUUAGCAAGUCAGCACUUGGUGGAUGGGUUGCACAAACAGCACUUGGCUCGGGCCCCGUCUCUGGGGUAUAUCCAGGCUUUGUCCAAGUCUUGCAGAUGCUAUGUCAUUAUUUACUUAUUUUUAAGAUACAGUUUGGAAGCACAAACCCUGUUGUGUAAUUUCCCAUUCGUGCCCGCGGUGAAACCUCUGCCCAGUUUCUCCUGUGUGUCUUAACUGGCCGCAGCAGCGUUUUCCCUGCCCUUGGCAGAUAAACUCUUCCAGCUGCAGGCUGCGUGGGAGCAUCCCUGCGCUGCUGCCCGCCCCGCCAUGCUUCGCCCAGGACGCCGCCUUGCUUGCAUCGCUUCACCUAGUGCCUCAGCCAUACAUUAGGGGAUUACCUAAUGUAUGGCUGUCGUUACCACCUAUUUAUUUUUUGUAUUUGAAUUUUGUGUUUGAGCCAGCCCACCAUGGCAGCAGCUGAGGCUCUGACCCCCGUGGUGAUGUCCAGCCACUCCGGUGGCACCCCUCUGCUGUUGGUUCUGCCUUGGGGAGGUGAGGACCGGAGCGGACGGGCUCUGGAUGCACGGUGGCAGCCCGGGAAGGUCAAAAUCAGCCUCCUGAGCUAAGCUGCUGAAGAGCAACUCCUGCUGCUUGGCUUCGGCAUCACCAGCAUCCUUCAGCAUCACCGAGGCAUCACUGAAAUCCCCCACCUGCCUCCAAAGAGUGAGGGAAUAUUUGAUCUUUGCCUGCCCGCAUGGCAUAUGGCUGCUGUUCCAGCUGGCAGGGCGGAGGGGCUGGCAUAGUUGUUUGUGCCACCGAAGCGAAGGAGAGCUGGAUGUCACCUGCUGGUUUACGGUAACUGCGCCCAGGGCAGUUCCCUUCCUCAGCAGCAGCUUUUAUGGUGAUUAUUCAGUGGGGCUGCAGGGAGGACAUUGUGGAGCUUCACGGAAACAUUUUCAGACCUGAUCUUUACACAUAAAUGAUAAAAGCAGCACAUUUCCCCUUUCUGAGAGCAAACGGGGACUGAAGGUUGGUCUGGCUUUGCCACAGAUGGGCGAUGGGGUCUGUUGGAGUCAUCUGCCAUGUCUGAGCCACCGCGUUUAUCUGAGCUUCACACCUCACCGAAGAAGAUUGGUUGGAUUCCCACCAAAACCAAUGGGCGCCUGGCACACAAACACCGGGCGCUUUGCAAAAGGGGCUGGGGCCGAGGGUUUGUGCCAGAGGGAAACAUGUGCAGCAGAGCCAGGCGUCCCUGGCAUGGCAAGGGCGAGAGCUGGGGCCAUGAGUGAUGAUGGAGAAAAUUAAUUUUUAAUCACCAACCUCCCAUCCUAAGUAACCUUAGGUUACCUCUGAUUCCCUGGCUAAGCCAGGGAGCGAUGCCAGCGGGCAGGGAGGUGGGUAAAUGCCAGCUCGUGUGAAGGUGUGGCAAAGGUCUGACCGAUCUGCUCACGUAUUGCCCGUUUUAUCUUCCAGCGGAGCUGAGUCCCUCUCGUCAGAUGAAAAAGAGGUGGCGGCCGGCGGUGCGGAGGGAGAGGGCUCAGCCGAGGAGCACCCAGUGGGAGAGGAUGGUUCCGAAAACAGCUCCAGCAGUAGCUCGGAAGAGGAGUCAGAUGCGGAGGAGUCGGAUGGAGGAAGGUCGGAUGAGGAACAGGAGGAGAAGGAACCGCUACCGCGCUGCAAUGAAUCAGGAGUGAACUGUCUGCCACCCUGCGAGCACUGCAGAAAUGUAAACGACCAGAAGGAGCAAGUGACCCCCAGGAGACUUGCUGGAGGACAGCAUGUGGUGCAGCUGGACACCGAGGGGACUUACCAGUGCAGCCUCACGGGCUUGAUUUUUGAGGUCACGGAGGCCGUUAAAAUCACAUAUUCCCUCUUAUCCUGGAGCAAAUACGCCAACCUCGUGGAAAAGCCGUGGAUCGUGGGCGGCCCUCUCUUCGACGUGCGCUGCGACUCGUCCUGCGCUCUUACCUCCAUCCAGUUUCCCCACUCCCUCUGCCUCGGCGAUCAUGGCGCUGGCAUGGCCUUCAAGGUUUUGCACAUCAAAGGCGAGGGCGCAGCCAUCGAGCCCUCCGCCGACUACUCGGCCUCGCACGUGAAGUGGCUGGUGAGCUCGCUCUCGCCGGUGGGACCGCUCAUCCAGAGCCAGGAGCCCGUGCAGUACCACGGCGCCGUCAUCCUCUACAAAGUCGUCGACCAGCAUCCCUCCUUAUCCUUUCGGGUCUACGUGGCUACAAACAACGACUCCUUUAUAAAGGAUAUCGCAAGAGCUGUAAAACAUUCAAAUAAGAAAUUCAUUAAAAUUGACAAGCCCCCUGUAUGCCAAAAAUUGCUACAGAACGGAAAGAGGUAUAGAUUAGUUUGUGAGCCAGAAGCUGAAAUAACUCCAGAGGAAAUUGAAUUUGUUGACGGAUCUCUCUUGAAACUGAAAAGUUACAUUGAAGUCUAUUUGGAGAAACCCGACGACUUCACCUUGUCUUUGGUUGAGCUGGAGUCUGAUGCGACCGUAUGGAAGGCAAAGCUACGAGAGAGUGACUGGAUCCAUUACGAUCAGAACAAAAACGAGCAGAAAAGAAGCGCAGCGGGUGUCAAAAAACGGAAAACAGCCCUCAGCGUUUCGGAAGAAGAGGAGCUCUGUAGCAAAAAGCAGAAAACCGGCAACACUGAAGAUGGAAUCGAACCAAAAACCUUAACUGAUCGGCAGCUGAUGGUGAUCGCAAAGUUGUUUGGUCGGCAGUGGAGAGAAAUCGCCAUUGAGUGUCUUCAGAUGGAAAUGAAAGACAUUGAGCAGAUUCAGGCAACGGAGGAAGAAGUUAACAUGCAAAAGUUUCUGCUGUUAAGCAAGUGGAGAGACAGAGAAAAAAGCAACGGAACUGCAGAAGCUUUGUACAGAAGUCUCCAUGAAAAAGCACCCUAUGAGAUACUGCAAGCCCUGCAAGGUUUCUCGGAGGGAUGCUGAGCGGGUGAAGCCGGAGCUAGGAGUGCGGUGGGAGCGAAGCUUCUCCGGCCGCUUCCCUGGGAUCCCGCUGAGGUUGGGGAAGGAAGAUGCAGGGCAUCACCACUCAGUGGGCUGCGUAGGCAGGAUCUUCGCAAGAAAUGUGAAUAACGAAAUUUGGCGCAGCUAUAAGCACACGUCGGGCUUUCAGGAGCAAUCCCUCACGCGGUGGAUCCCAGCAUCGCGGCGGGGGGAAAACCCAACACUGCCACCCAGCUUUGUCCCAUCUGAGCCAGUCCUAAAAGACAUGAACACUGGAAAAAAACAGUUUACCUUAUUCAGGUAUAUGAUCGUUGUCUGGAAACGUUCUUAUUGACAUCAGGGAAAGACAGGGAGAAAAGUUAUGCAGGAACUUUCAUCCCCUUAAACAAAAAAAAAAAAUUGAACUGCCAAAAUCAUGAGGUCCAUUGUAUUUCUCACAGAUGCCCAAGAUCAGGGAAGAAUAAUCCUAAACUUGCAGAUAAUUUCCUUUGCGUAAUCACUGUAUAUAUACAUAAUUACUGUAUAUACUUGUGUACAUUCAGUCCUUGUUAAGCUGUGGUUCUGUCUUCUAAAAACCCGAAGGCUGGUUUCAUGGGCACACCACUAUUAACUCCAGGCAGCUUUGAAUUUUCCCUGGGAAUUUCUUCUUCACUCUUUUCUGUAUAGUCUGUCAAUUUUUAUGAGAUAAUUUUUUACGUUGUAUAAUUUUUUUUGUAUUAUAAACUUUUUAUAAUUUUUUUUUUUUUUACUUGAUUAAUUUUAACUUGAAUAGAAUUAGGUGCUUAAACAAAAAUGGGAGAAGCCAAAAUCUCUGCGAAGGCUGUUAUUCUCUCGGCAGUGCGCGUAUGACAUACGACAGAAUUGGAAAAGAUUUGGAAAUAAUGUUAUUUGCGGAAGAGAGCGGUGACCUGAUAUGGGAGAUUGUCUUGUUUUUAAAGACACGGGGUUCUUUUGAUCAUCUUCCUCUGCAUAUGUUUAUGAAAGAAAAAGCAUACUUUUAAAAAAUAAGGAUUAAACCGGAAACAUUUACACUAUUUAUGUAUGAUUUUGGAUUUUUAAAGAAAUUUUAUUUUAGCUAUUGGAUGAAAUGUUGCAAGAUUGCUGUAUGGUGUGGGCCGUCUUUCCAAUCUUUGCUGCCCCACUGCUAUGUAGAUCCCGGGGGGUGGCAGAUGAAAAGGGCUGUGUUGGUGCUCAGGACCCUGCGGGCUCUGCUGCCGAAGGGGAUUUUAGGGGAAAAAAUUGCUGUGGGAGGCAGGGAGGCUCGUGUGGGGCUCUCCAGCCCCAGGCAGAGCUGCCCCUGGCUCCUCUCCGGGACAAGUGGGGCGAAAAUUGACAUCAAGGGAACCGUUAAAAUACCUGAUAAAAAAGGAAGUUCUAAUAGAAUCCUCUGGUCAAAAGCAGAAUUCAGUAAAUCUAAGCUAGAAGUAGGAUGUUUAUUUAUAAUAAUGAGGGUAAUUGGAUAACAUAGCAGACGGUCAAUGGAGAUGAUAAGGUCUUCAACCUUCAGGUUCUUUAAAUCAAAAUAAAGAAGCCUUGUUAGAAAAAAAAGUAUGUUGUAUUUCUGUGCUUUUCAGUUUGGCUUUGGCCAGUUCUUGCAGACAGAAGGAAUUAAACCAUCACGGUUCCAUCACGGCACCAAAGCGUGAGGUUGC